Messenger RNA from Bicyclus anynana (squinting bush brown), 824 nucleotides. RefSeq names its product transmembrane protein 60. NCBI's taxonomy places the organism in Eukaryota, Metazoa, Arthropoda, Insecta, Lepidoptera, Nymphalidae. The record is from RefSeq and is a predicted model, not a curated record. Bases 375 to 782 code for a protein of 135 amino acids. The transcript has a single exon.
GCCGUGAGACGUCACUGUCACACUGUCAAAUAAAAUUAAAAACCGAGCAAGCGAUCUCGUGAUUAAAUUAAAUUUUCAAAAUCAAAUAGUCUGUUUAUGUACAUAACAAUUAUUUCCUGUUGUCGGACAUCAAAAUACUAUUUAUCGCCUUCAUGCCUUGCAACUGAAAACCUUCGAAACUUUUUUAAGAUUGAGAAAAAUAAAAAAAGGAAUAGGAAACUGUUUUGGAAGACGAAAAAUCAGUUUUAACGCAAUAAAUACAUUUCUUGUGGUCUUUAAUUAGAUAUAUCAACAGAAAUCGAUUUAAAAUGGAAGACCAAAGCUGACGCUUACCUAUACCUGAGUAAUAACACAAUAAUACCUAAUACUUAAAAAUGGCUAUACUACACAGAGCUCUCUUUACAUGGUUUAUUUUCUUGGUUUUUUUGAUACUCUUAUGCCUGAGAUUGGAAUCACGGACUCAUUGGAAUUGGUUUAUUGUGUUUAUUCCCAUGUGGGUUUAUGAUAGUAUUUUAUUGAUAUAUGUACUGUUUCAUAUGGUGUCACACUGUCGGAAUGGGAUUGAAAGAUUCAGAGGUACUAUAAACAAAAACGUUUGGUACAUAGCUGCUAUUGGACUCAAAAUGGCAGCACAAAUCAUAAUUUGUAUAAAACUUGAAUAUACUAAGUUUAAUUUGCCAAUAUAUGUGGUGAUGACACCAAUUUGGAUGUUACUGCCAGUGCUAUGUGUUGAAGUGUUUAUGCAUCUAAUAAAACAUUCCAGCAGAAGCAGUCGAUACUAAAUUUAUACUGAUUACAAAUCUUUAAUUAAAAUAAAUUUUUAA